UUCUGUGUUUAUUUGAUAAACAAAUUACAAAUAAUAUUUUAAAAUUUAAACUCUCAUUUAAACAUUGGUUAAUGUUUUGAUUGAUUUAAAUUAAAUAUGUUUUAUACAAAACAUAAUAUGAAUAUUAAUUUUACGGAAUAUAUAUAUUUAAUAUACAAUAUUCUGUAAAAUAUUGUCAAAAUCUUGAAUUAUUUGGUAAUUUCAUAAUUAAUAUGCAAUUUUUAUAAUUAAUAUAUCUAACAAACAGAUAAUUGUGAAUAAAUGCAAUUAAAAUGAUUGCAAACAUUUCAUCGUCGGUCAUAACUACGGGAAUGCAUAACACAAAUAAUCAACACUUUUGUCGCAAUGGAAUAAUAGUGAAUUCGUUGCCUUCAAACCCAACACGUGAAGAGUGUUGGCGAGUGAACUGUUCCAAUCCAGUGAUCACCUGCAUUGUGGCCACAGUACUGCCCAUAACAAUCACAUCCCUUUUGAUCUGUGGUUUUAUGAUGCAGAAGAAUAAUCUUCACGAAUAUGCUAUCUAUACAUUUGUCAUCUUCUGUUUGGCCUUCAUAUUCCCGUUCGCUCUCUUCUUCUUCACAGUGAUUGUACAUAAGAUUUUCAAAUUUUAUAAGCGGUUUAACAACGAUUCAGAA
Molecule: messenger RNA, 635 nt
Organism: Medioppia subpectinata
Lineage: Eukaryota; Metazoa; Arthropoda; Arachnida; Sarcoptiformes; Oppiidae
Source: the annotation of a GenBank genome assembly